AUGACGGAAAUCACCAGCCUGAGCUCCGACGUGACGGAGCUGAUCCUCUCCUACCUCCCUAUCCCCACCCUCGUCCGCGUCUCCACCGUCUGCAAGCUCUGGCAAUCCAUCAUCUCCUCCACCACCUUCUCCGCCACGCAAAUCCAAACUCAAACCCAAUCCCACCCUUGGUUCUUCCUCUUCGGCAUCCACAACACCUCCUCCAAGAACAACCAGUCCUUCGCCUUCGACCCUCUCUCCAACCGCUGGCUCCUCCUCCCCUCCCCCACCUUCCCUCCCCACCACCAUCACUACUCCCACUCCUCCUUCCUCGGCGCCGACGGCUUCUUCCUCAUCACCGCCCCCACCUUCACCUACUCCCGCAUCCUCAAACGCUCCUGGCGCCCCACCUCCCCUCUCCACUUCUCCCGCAUCAACCCUCUUCUCGGCGUCUUCUCCUCCUCCUCCUCCUCCGCCUCUCUCCUCCCCAACUUCAUCGUCGUCGGCGGCGUCAGGUUCAUCGGCAACUUGGUCGACAUAGAAGACCGCUUGGCCGUCGAGAUCUACAACCCCGACUCCGACUCCUGGCAGCUCGGUCCUCCUCUCCCUGCUGACUUCAGAUCCGGGAACUCCUCCCAGUCCUUGUCCUCUGCCCUCUUCAACGGCAGGUUCUACGUCUUCGGCAUCUAUUCCUGCUUCGUAUCGUCUUUUGAUCUUCACACAAAUUCCUGGAGCGUCGUCCAGAGUCUCCGUCCACCUGGAGUUGUCUUCUCUUUCUUGCUCGCUUGCCGGGACAGGCUUGUUCUGGCCGGAAUCUGCAACGGGCCUAACGGCUCGUCCUUUAACUUGUGGAGGAUCAGGGAGGAGAGUAUGGAGUACAGUGAGAUCGCGAUCAUGCCUCAGGACUUGCUGUGUAGCUUGUUUGAGGGGGAUGAGGAGGAUAAGUUUGCGAGCUUGAAAUGUGUUGGGUUGGGGAAUCUUGUUUAUGUGUUCAAUGAAGAGUACCAUAAGAAGUAUCCGGCAUGUGUCUGCGAGAUUAGCGGGGAGACUGGGAAGUGUAGCUGGAGGAGAGUGCCUCAGUUGCCUUCACCUGUUAAUAAGUUUCAUCAAGUUAUAAGCUUUUGUUCCACGGUUUCGCUCAGUAGUAUUCUUCAGGCUGAGGAAGAGGGAGACGUUGGUCCGCUGCAGCUUAUGGAUGACUGAUUUCCAUGCCCGGUCUAUGUCUUUGUCAGAGUAUAAGUUCAGAAGGAAUAGCAAUUGGGUGGUAGUGGUACCAAGAUGUAACAACGGUACUGACAUUUCGUUAUCUGCAACUUGUAUGCCAGCAGUGCAGUCCACACAAGCAAGAUUCAACUACGUGGUCUGGAAAAACAAGUCUCAUUGAUGUGUAGAUAAUGCUGGAAGUAUACUAUCUUUAUUGCCUAGCACCUAGCCAACUGCCCUUGGUUCAAACAAGGUUUAAGAAGCUUCCAUACAUGCUGCAGAUGGAGAAUUUGAAUCAUGGCAGAGCGACACGCUGUUUAACAUAGUGCCAAUGUAUGCUGUGAUCUCAAUUAAAGACACAUUUCUCCUAUUUUUCUGCUUGUUUUUAUUAGAUGUAUGUAACAAGGAUUUUAAAUGCUGUAAUUUGUGCUAUUAUCCGACGCCAAUGAUCUGAUGCAACUGUAUGCUGUAAUAUUUAGAUAACCCUCAUAAUUUGUAAAGUUUUGUAAAAUAACACAGGAUUGCGGGGUCGAAAGGCUACUCGUGGAACUAGUUCAUUGUAAAAAUUUGUCUAAUUACCUCGUGCAGAUGCAUACCAUGUUUAGUUUCAUCUCUCUCUUCUCUUCAUCUCUGUGCCUUUGUUUCAUAAAAUCAGACCCUAAUCUGAAAAUCCCUUUCCUUCUCUUUUCUGGGUUUUGAGCUCCCAGCUCCGACGACCUGCGUUCGAUAGUUCCGGCGAGUGUUUCGGGUUUUGGUGAGUCCUUGAAGCCUAGUGAGGAGUCCGGUGGGACCUUGGAGUGACUUGUGGAGCUGCGGUCGUCAAACUGGACCAAGGCAGAGGCUUGGUGUGUUUGGCU
Molecule: messenger RNA, 2039 nt
Organism: Fragaria vesca subsp. vesca
Lineage: Eukaryota; Viridiplantae; Streptophyta; Magnoliopsida; Rosales; Rosaceae
Product: F-box/kelch-repeat protein At3g24760-like
Exons: 2
Coding region: 1-1182 (393 amino acids)
Molecular function (GO): protein binding
Source: RefSeq, a predicted model, not a curated record